Molecule: messenger RNA, 1075 nt
Organism: Gossypium raimondii (Peruvian cotton)
Lineage: Eukaryota; Viridiplantae; Streptophyta; Magnoliopsida; Malvales; Malvaceae
Product: alpha carbonic anhydrase 1, chloroplastic
Exons: 6
Coding region: 155-955 (266 amino acids)
Molecular function (GO): carbonate dehydratase activity; zinc ion binding
Source: RefSeq, a predicted model, not a curated record
CUCCCAAGAAGCCUCUUACUAUAUUUAGCAGAGAAAAACUGUUUGAAAACGAGUAGCCAUGAGCAACUGAAAAUAUGAUAAUUGUAUAAGCUUUUCUUCAGUUGUUCUUCUCUUUGGCAAGCUGAAUUAUUGUGGGUUGUCCAAGUUUUGGGUCAUGUUAUUAAUGGCUUCUCAACUCUCAAUCGUUUUCUCGCUUAGUUUGCUUCCUGGCAUUGCUUCUGCCAUUGAUGUUUUUGGAGGAAUGGAGUUCAGCUAUUUAGGCAAAGAUGGCCCAGACAGGUGGGGAAUGUUGGAGCCAAAAUUCGCACCAUGUUCCAUAGGGAAAAGACAGUCUCCCAUAAACAUUCAGAGGAAUCUAACGGUCCACAACAAGCUAUUGAAACCUUUAACCAGGAACUACAAUUCUGUAAAUGCUACCCUCUUUAACAAAGGCUACAGCGUUGGGGUGCGUUUCGAGGAAUAUCCUGGAGAUUUAUGGAUUAAUGGCAAAAAUUACAGCCUCAAGCAAUUUCACUGGCAUUUACCUGCAGAGCAUCAAAUUGAAGGGCAACAAUUUGCAGCUGAGCUUCAUUUGGUCCAUCAGGCAGCAGUGGAUGGCAGCUUUGCAGUUAUAGCAGCACUCUACCAAGAAAGCAACGCUGAUCCACUUAUUUGCAGGAUAAUAGAAGGAUUGAAACAUUUGGGAGGGGAAAAUACGACAGUUCCUCUUGGUAUCUUGAAUAUAAACGAAUUGAACCGAAGAAGCCGCAAGUAUUACACAUAUGUUGGUUCUCUUACCACUCCCCCAUGCUCCGAGAAUGUCAUAUGGAUCAUUCUCGGCAAGGUGAUGUCGAUUUCGAAAGAGCAGAUAAUCGCUCUGGACAUUCCAUUGAACUCAGAUUGCAAGAAAAACGCAAGGCCUUGUCAGCCAUUGAAUGGUCGAGAGGUUGACAUGUAUGAUGAGCUUAGUUGUUAAUGUUCUUCACUCAAAUUGGGUGCAAUACGUGGUGGGAUAAAACUAUUGUUGUAUUUCAUUAGCACUGUUGAAUUUGUAUUCGUGCUUAAGAAAUUUAAAAUUAUAUUAAAGUUGGUUCAA